UGCGCUCCGUGCCCGCGGCCGUGCCCGCGCCGGCGGCGGCCCCAGCGAGGGGCUCGGCUCGGCUCUGCGCUCCCCCGCCGCCUCCAUGGAGCGCCGGCCGCGCCGCCUCUGAUGCCCGGCCCGGCGCGCACCAUGGGGCCGCUGUGGCUCUGCUGCCUGCCCCUCGCGCUGCUGCCCCUGCUCGCCGCCGUGGAAGAGACACUGAUGGACUCCACAACGGCAACGGCAGAGCUGGGCUGGACAGUGCAUCCUCCAUCAGGGUGGGAAGAGGUGAGCGGGUAUGACGAGAACAUGAACACGAUUCGCACCUACCAGGUGUGCAACGUCUUUGAAUCCAGCCAAAACAACUGGCUCCGGACCAAGUACAUCCGGAGGAGAGGAGCACACCGCAUCCAUGUGGAGAUGAAAUUUUCUGUCCGGGACUGCAGCAGCAUCCCUAAUGUCCCAGGCUCCUGUAAGGAGACUUUUAAUCUCUACUACUUUGAGUCUGACUUUGACUCAGCCACCAAGACUUUUCCUAACUGGAUGGAGAACCCUUGGAUGAAGGUGGACACAAUUGCUGCCGAUGAGAGCUUCUCACAGGUGGACCUAGGUGGACGGGUGAUGAAGAUUAACACUGAGGUGCGCAGUUUUGGGCCUGUCUCCAAGAAUGGUUUCUACCUGGCCUUCCAGGACUACGGAGGCUGCAUGUCCUUGAUUGCUGUCCGUGUCUUCUACCGCAAGUGUCCCCGUGUGAUCCAGAAUGGGGCUGUUUUUCAAGAAACCCUCUCAGGAGCAGAGAGCACCUCGCUGGUGGCAGCCCGGGGGACAUGCAUCAGCAACGCAGAGGAGGUGGAUGUGCCAAUCAAGCUGUACUGCAACGGGGAUGGCGAGUGGCUGGUGCCCAUCGGCCGCUGCAUGUGCCGGGCGGGCUAUGAGUCAGUGGAAAAUGGGACCGUCUGCAGAGGCUGCCCGUCAGGGACGUUUAAGGCCAGCCAAGGGGAUGAAGGAUGUGUCCAUUGCCCAAUUAACAGCCGGACAACUUCAGAGGGGGCUACUAACUGUGUGUGCCGAAAUGGAUAUUACCGGGCAGAUGCUGAUCCUGUCGACAUGCCAUGCACCACUAUCCCAUCUGCCCCACAGGCCGUCAUCUCCAGCGUGAAUGAGACCUCUCUGAUGCUGGAGUGGACCCCACCACGGGACUCGGGGGGCCGGGAGGACCUGGUGUACAACAUCAUCUGCAAGAGCUGCGGCUCGGGCCGCGGGGCGUGCACGCGCUGCGGGGACAACGUGCAGUUCGCGCCCCGCCAGCUGGGCCUGACGGAGCCCCGCAUCUACAUCAGCGACCUGCUGGCCCACACCCAGUACACCUUCGAGAUCCAGGCAGUGAACGGCGUCACCGACCAGAGCCCCUUCUCCCCGCAGUUUGCAUCAGUGAACAUCACCACCAACCAGGCUGCUCCUUCAGCUGUGUCCAUCAUGCACCAGGUCAGCCGCACCGUGGACAGCAUUACCCUCUCAUGGUCUCAGCCUGACCAACCCAACGGAGUCAUCCUUGAUUAUGAGCUGCAAUAUUAUGAGAAGGAUCUCAGUGAGAUAAAUUCAACAACAGUGAAGAGCCCCACCAACACUGUGGCAGUGCAAAACCUCAAAGCUGGCACCAUCUACGUCUUCCAGGUGCGAGCGCGUACUGUGGCUGGGUAUGGCCGGUAUAGUGGCAAGAUGUAUUUCCAGACCAUGACUGAAGCUGAGUAUCAGACCAGUGUCCAGGAGAAACUGCCACUCAUCAUCGGCUCCUCCGCAGCAGGACUGGUGUUCCUCAUUGCUGUAGUUGUCAUCGCUAUUGUGUGCAACAGAAGACGGGGCUUUGAGCGUGCUGACUCUGAGUACACUGACAAGCUGCAGCACUAUACCAGUGGCCACAGUACGUACCGUGGGCCCCCGCCAGGCCUGGGGGUCCGCUCUCUCUUCGUGACUCCAGGGAUGAAGAUCUAUAUUGAUCCGUUCACCUACGAAGAUCCCAAUGAGGCUGUCAGGGAAUUUGCAAAAGAAAUCGAUAUCUCUUGUGUCAAAAUUGAGCAGGUGAUCGGAGCAGGGGAGUUUGGUGAGGUGUGCAGUGGGCAUCUCAAGCUUCCUGGCAAAAGAGAGAUCUUUGUGGCCAUCAAGACCCUGAAGUCUGGUUACACGGAGAAGCAGAGACGGGACUUCUUGAGUGAAGCCAGCAUCAUGGGGCAGUUUGACCACCCCAAUGUCAUCCACCUGGAGGGGGUAGUGACCAAGAGUUCACCAGUCAUGAUCAUUACUGAGUUCAUGGAAAAUGGCUCACUGGACUCCUUCUUGCGGCAAAACGAUGGGCAGUUCACAGUGAUCCAGCUGGUGGGCAUGUUGCGGGGCAUCGCGGCAGGCAUGAAGUACCUGGCCGAUAUGAACUACGUGCAUCGAGACCUGGCUGCCCGCAACAUCCUGGUGAACAGCAACCUGGUCUGCAAAGUGUCUGACUUUGGCCUCUCCCGUUUUCUGGAGGACGACACCUCUGAUCCCACCUACACCAGUGCACUGGGUGGGAAGAUCCCAAUACGGUGGACAGCACCUGAGGCAAUUCAGUACCGAAAAUUCACAUCAGCCAGUGAUGUGUGGAGCUAUGGAAUAGUCAUGUGGGAGGUGAUGUCGUAUGGCGAGCGGCCUUACUGGGAUAUGACCAAUCAAGAUGUGAUAAAUGCUAUUGAGCAGGAUUAUCGGCUGCCACCACCUAUGGAUUGUCCAAAUGCGCUGCACCAGCUGAUGCUUGACUGUUGGCAGAAGGAUCGAAACCACAGACCCAAAUUUGGGCAAAUUGUCAACACCUUAGAUAAAAUGAUUCGAAAUCCUAACAGCCUGAAAGCCAUGGCCCCUCUCUCCUCUGGGAUGAACCUCCCCCUACUUGACCGCACAAUCCCGGAUUAUACUAGCUUCAACACUGUGGAUGAAUGGCUGGAUGCCAUCAAGAUGAGCCAGUACAAGGAGAGCUUUGCCAGUGCUGGCUUCACCACGUUUGAUGUAGUAUCUCAAAUGACUGUAGAGGACAUUCUGCGAGUUGGGGUCACUUUAGCAGGACACCAGAAGAAAAUUCUGAACAGUAUCCAGGUGAUGAGAGCACAGAUGAACCAAAUUCAGUCUGUGGAGGUUUGAUAGCUAUGUGUCGUCCUGUUCCUCUUCCUUGAGGCCCUGCUCCCCUUUGCCCCUGUAUGUCCGAGCUCCAGUUCUUGAGUGUUCUUCAUGGACCAGAGACAGGCAGCUGCUCUGAGUAUCAUGGCAACAGGAAGAAAUGCCCUGUCAUCAACAAUGAGAAGUCGCCAAGAGCUUCUAGAAUUUAAGCAAUGGAAAAAGGGAACAAAAAAAGACAACUAUUUUGAAAAAAAAAAAACACAGCUAUUAAAUAUUUUUAAUAAUAAUAAAGCAAUUGCAUUCUUGAAAAGGGCUCCAAGACCAAUGAGAGUGUCCAGAGGAACAGGAGAGAGCAGCUUCAUCUGUUUCCUCUUGCACAAGGCUGCUGCACCCGGGCCCAGACACCUCUGGAGCAAUGAGACUUUUUCAAGAAGAUGAAUGCAAAAAAAGGUCAUGAGUAGCACUUCUCUUUCUCACAUGGGAUGGGCAGCUCUGGGAGUGUCUUGCAGCCAGCAGUCCUUCCCAAAAGCCCCUGUUAACAAACCAAAGGGGAGAGAGAGCUGAAGCUCUUUGGUGCUGUGGAACCAAGUGCAUCUCAGAAAUUGAUGGACUUCUUCAAAAGCUGAAGACAUUUUUUUUUUAAAAAAAAAAAAAAACAAAAACAGAUAAACUGAGUUUAGAAGAAGCUGUUUCCGAAAAAUGAGAAGGAAUCUGUAAUGCUUGGGGGGGUGGGGAUGGGGAAAACCAAUCCUUUUUAUAUCUCUUAUUUUCUCUUGUCAUGGAACAGUUUUGUGAGUGACAGUUUCCUAAGGGUCUGUCCAUCCACCCUCCUAUGGCAUCAUUGUCUCAUACAUAUCAUAUGCACAAGACUUUUAGUGAUGUCCUCACUAGAUGCCAAUGAUCUUUUCCCAGAAGACUUCCCAAGUACAGUAUGUAGUAGUUUUUGAUUACAAAUGCUGACGUGUACCUUUAUUUUUUGGUUGUCACUGUUGGGAGAUUUGUCCUUUUACCUUGUUUUGUUAACACCAGUUUGUGAGUUUGGGGUUGGAAAUUUUUGGUUGGUUGGGGUUUUUUUUAAUGAAAAAGAAAUUACAUCUCCAAGCAUCAUGUCAUUCAAGAACUUAAAUCCCUUCCCUGUGGAAGGAAAAAUUGCAGCUUAUUGACAAUAUGCCAGGAGAAAAAUUUUUUUAUAUGCACAUUUCCUUCUGUUUGCUUGUUUGUUAUUUUGCAAUUUGUCAUGGCCCAACAGAUGUUUCUAACUGUUGGGUUUCCAGUGGUUUGCCAAGAAGAAAUGACCAUCUGCUUGAUUCAGGGUUGCUGGUGCAGGGAUGAGCAACAUCACAGAGGGUUUGUGGGUUUGUUGUUUUUUUUUUUGGUUUUUUUUUUUUUUUUUUUUUAUGCAGGGGAGAGGGAAAGACAGAGGAGGGUGGAUGGGUUGUGGAAAGGAUUGAUGACUCCACGGCUGGCUCUCGGAGCCCUUUGGAAAUGUCUGACUGCUUAGAAAGGUGUCAGUUUGGUGCACGGACCACAGAAAGGGAGGGUAAUCCCAGUCCUCUAAGAGGAGCUUGUGGCACAUAGUUUCUUGGAGUCUGAAUUGUGUUAGCUGUCAGGUUGUGGAUGGCUCACUGCAGUAGCCAAACUCUGCGGAUGUGCUCUGUGCCCUCUGGGGACCCAGUCCCUUCCUUAGACGAUGCGCUGGGGGCUCUGAGGCAGCUUCAGUCUCAGCCAGUCGCCUUAAGGAGAGCCUGGGACAGCAAGGGCAAAAACUCUGAUCUAGUAGCCCAGGUCUCCAGAGGCAAAAUGCUCUAGUUGAAGCUGAAUGGUCAAUCAGUGGAUUUAUAAAUAACUGAAAUAAAUACUUUAGUUACUGACCAGGUCUUUGGUAUGUGUAAAUACCACCAAUCAAGUGCAGGAGAGUACAAAUGGUAAUCGGACUUGUUCUGUGUUCAGCAUCACCUCAUAUCCUUUUAAACAUGCCUACCACCACCCACCUUCCUCUGGCCAUAUGUGGCCUAUUUCUACACAUCUCCUGGGCAUGGCCAGAAUAACUUGUGUUUACAAGCCCUUGUCUGCCAUUGCCUUGUCAUUCUAGGGUCCUCCACUAAUUUUCAGCAGCAUGGGGUGUUGAAGGCAUGCUCACUGAGAACUGGCUUGCUGUAUUUUCCAGGAGCUGAAUCCAAGAGGAAAUGUGUCUGCUGUGGACAAAACUCCCAAGCUGUCUAGACCUCUGUGGCCAGACAUCAUCUCCCUAGACUGCUUGUAAAAUAUGAGACCGUUUAUAAAAUACUUAGCAUUUUCCACUUUCAGACCAGAUUUGACAACAAAGCACUUAAGAGUGGCAGCAGACCAUUCCCUACAAGUGAGUUACAUCUCUGCUUAGCUCUUGCACUGUCCCAAUGUUUGGUGCACAGCUUCAGCAGCAGGGGCCUUAACUGAAGGAAUUUUCCCUCCAGCCCCUCUUCAUCUGAAAUCUCUAGUGCAGUACUGUGUUUUCAUUUGUAUUCAGUAUUUCCCUGUUCUUGCAUCUCAAAGUGCAUCUGUAGUCAUGUGAACACCAGCAGCAGGUGUGUGCUGGGCACACAAGGAUAUAUUCUGCACUCAGUGUCCACAGUGCAUCCCCUCUGACAGCAGUGCCAUUGUCCUACAUCUCUUUCAAAUGGCAGAAUAUGAUGUAAAGUGAGGGGCAAGUGGACUGUAGGCAAGUUGUAUGCAAGUGUUGCCUGUACAUAUUCAGCUGUCUCUCCUAUACCCAGCCUGUUUUAACGUGUAUCUAACAAAGGGAUGCUUUUAAUGCCUUUGCAUAUAAAAAGCACUGCUCCUGGUCAGAAAAUGGGCUCAACUUUGAAAGAGCAGUGUGGAAAAAUUAAUGGUGUCAACUAAACCACACGAAGUGCUUGUAGAGGACACACAGAAACAAGAAGCUUCUCCGUGCACCCUGUCCUCUAGAAGUGUGGAGCAGCAGUGAGAACAGCUCACAUGCUGUGUCUCCGUCUCACAUUGUAACUGCUGUAUUUUAACAAGGAAUAGUUGUCAGUCUUUCCCAAAGGCAUGUCUGAAGCUGUUUGGUGGCAGUCCAGUGCGAGGGAAGCAUGAUGCUUUGCCAAGUUGUCUAGUCACAGCCAGCCAGCUGCUUUAUGUACAAGGGAGCUUUGCAAGGAGAGCUGUCUGUCUAGAAAACUCACCAGCAAAUUCCUGUGGGGCAGCCAUGUGGAAGGAGCACAUGAUGCCCUUCAGUUGUCCUUCCCAGACAAUUCUUGACUGUUCUCUGCCAUCCCUUACAUUCCUGCAGACAGGAGGAGCAAUGGCCAGGCAACAUCCCUUCAGAGCCCAUCGUUACUAGACAGGGCUUGGAAGGGCACUUUAGGUCUUCAUUUGGAGACAUUUUGUCUUAAUGCACUGAAUCUCCUCACUGGCUAGCAUUAUACACAUCUACCUACCAGACCCAACCCACUGUGAAAGAUGACCAUACUGAGCUCAGUGCCACAACUCAUCAAAGCAGUGGCAGCUGUCUGCAGGACAGAGAAAGCACAUCCUUGUCUCUUAUUCUGACCAAAAAUCACAUGGUGUUGGUACUAAAAGUAACACGUUUCCAUCUGUUUAUACCAGACAUCUCUGUGACAUCUGUUUAUAUUUGACUGUUUAAGACUUAUGAAGAACUGGACCUAAAAUAGAAAUGAUCCUUAAACCCAAGUUCCUGUAAAGUAUUUUGGUUGUAAAUGCCUCUGGAGCAUGCUCCAGUGGAAGAUACAGUCACUGAAGUGACUUUAACAUAUUUAUUUCAUGGGUAUCAAAUGUACUGCUAUGAAAUGAGAGUUUAAUGGCAAGAGUCAGCUUCACAAGGAGAACAUGUAACAAGGGGAAAAGGCACUUGCUAACACUGACAUUGUGAAAUACUGUUGUGCAUGUGCAUGUGUGCAUGUGUGAAUACUUAACAAAAAUAAUCACAAUGAGAUUUUUCAGGCAGCUUGUUGCAAUUUCCACAUUUCCCCUCCACCUUUCAAGCUACCUCCCAGACCUGCUUUCCUCCUCCUCUGUUUCCCACUGCCAUCUGCUGCUGAGGGUCACCUAUGUCUGGUGAUGGAGAGCUGAGCAGGAUGCUAGGUUGAAAAUGCUAAAUUGGUUGGCCAGUGAGAAGUUCAAAUCAUACACAGCAUCAUGGACCAGAGUGGAGAGAGCAAAAUAUAUGGAUAGUAAAAAGUUAAAAUACAUGUAGUGGGUCAUUUUCAGCUGUUACCACCAACACUUUAUCUGGCAUUAACAGCACAGGGGCGUGCCAGGCAGAAGGAAAAACAAACUUGUAAGAUACAGCACUGCCAGGAGGAAUCACUUGCCCUUGCCAGCUGUGGGGACACAGAAACAAGGCACUCUCCCUCCCCAAAUUAUCUUCCCCUUUCCCCAGUACAAUCUCAGAACUACUUUUGAUAAACUUAAUGGGGAUUAGUGGUUUUUCAGCAGCUGAGGAGCUGCUUGCUACAGUCUGGCUUCCCUUCCCCAUAGUAUCCUCACUACCAAUCAGUAGCUUUCAAUGGCAGUAACACAUGCACAAGGCUGGCCAUCAGUUUUGCAGUAUUAAUUUAGUAUUAAAAUUCAAAUGACUCCAUGUCAGUCAUUAGCAUCAUUGGACCAGUAUGCACUGGUGUUAGCAAGAAGAGAACCAUGUGCAGGGAAGCAUAUAAAAUAGUACCCAGUUCAAGUCUAGGGAGAAAACAGUGCUACAUCUUCUUGUAGCUCUGGCUUGGAAGGUCUGCCAUAAAGGGACUGCUCGCCAGCCACAACAGCAGGAUCCUGCUCUCUUCACUGCCUGCUUAAGCACUACCCAGUGCAGAAUUGUCUCAUGGUCUGGCAUGUCAUGAGUUAAGGAGUGAGGCUGAUUUAUCAGUAUUAGGUGCUGGCUAUACUAAUAAUUCUUUUCUCACACCCCUUAAAGCUCCUCUCUGAACUGGUGUUAAAGGAAAGGUUCUUUCCCAGUAAUUAUCACACAGGCCUGUAGAGAAAACCUCUUGGUGGGUUUGAGCAGUUGAGAAAACUUCUUCUAUUUUCCAGGCUGAUUUAUACAAAACCUGGAGUUAGGGCUUGAACUCUGCUGCAUCAUUAACAGUUGUGUCCUCUGAUGAUAUAAUAAAUCUGUGGCUGCCUUGGAUGUAUGAAUCCAGAAUGUCUGAAAGUAUCACUGUGGUCUGGUUUGUUUUAGUGGAGUCUAUUUUUUUUUAUUGUAUUUCUUCUUCCUUCCUGCAUGUCUAAUUUAAGGCUGAUUUAAUGUAGGUCUUUUUCCAUCUUCAAAAAUUUUACAUACUUACAAGUUCUUCACAUACAGGAUUCAGCAUUUACUUCUUCAGAGUUACAUGAACAACGAAUGCAGUACCAACUUCAUUUUUAUAUUUUGCUGGCAGUUAUCCAAUGCCAUUAAAAGCAUCCUAAAAUUUACUUUAUUUGCUGUAUUCCCUUCCUUUUACAUUUCAGUCUUGUAGUGAACUGGUGUUUGACAUGCUUUCAGCUCUAGGACCAAUAGUGCUUUAUAUCAAUUAGUUACACCAAAUUAUAUGUCCUCAGAGUUGCAUGAUCCGAGCUGCCUGCAGUCAACACAACCACAUUCUGUCCUGGAGCUCUAGUUGUGACCUGAGCACUGAUCACAUCUGCUGGUCAUGUUGGUUCUGCCAUGUUCACAAUUCUGUGCAAUUCUGCCACUGGCUGUCUCACAAGCAAUUCCCACCAAAAAAUUAUUUUCUGUAUUGCUGAUUUCAUCUUGUCGUUGCUGAGAGGCACUAGAAUCCUCCUACUAUGCAGAAUAUACAUUCUUCAGUCGCAUUUUGGCCUUGUCUUUAAAAUUCUUAAGGAUGACUUCGCUUAUCGUAACUAUUGAGCCAUUCCCAAAGACAGGACACAACUUUGGUCUGUGUUUGCUUCUAUAUGUGUUGCAAUCUUCCAUAGUUCUCCUAGAAAACUCCGUGCACUUUUGCAAAUAUUUCCUGGAAUUUACCUUAUUGCUCUCCCUCUGCUAUUCCCGCAAACUCCACUGACAAAUGUUUUUUUUGCAGAAAUUUGGGACUGGAAGCAAAAAAUCCUCUUUCCCCACAAAUCUUUGUUUGUCUUAAUCUGCAUUCUCAGCUGUCUUACAAUAGAUUCAGCAGUUUCUUUCCCUUUUUUUUUUUUUUUUUUUUUCCAAUUCUUCAAUAAAUUUAUCUGCACUCCUGUGCUUUGUAGGAGUGCAGCAGCAGUCCCACUUCUGUAGCACUGUCUGAUCACUGGCUUGCUCACCCCAACCACAACUGCUAGAUAUUCAUAGUGCCCCUGAUUGUCAUUACUGCAAACAAGCCACAAGACUUGACCUUGUGUGCCUCAUUUUUUUUCAGGAACUCUGUUUUAUCUUCAUGAAAAAAAGAACAACAAAUGUUUGGUUGAUACUUUUCCAGUUCUUUUAUUGCAGUAAAUUUCAGGAAUUUUUCAGUUGCCUCAACUAUAUCUUCUACUUCUACCUCUAAGGUCAGUCUUCAGUUCCUGCACAGGUAUCAUGCUGUAUCCUUUGAUGAUUCCUACAAAGUCUAGGAGGAAAAGAUUAAACUUUGCCAAGUCUUUAAAAGCCAGUCAGCUAUUUUAGCAAAUACUGAUGGAAUGAGUUCAAGGAGGACUAGGGGGAAGCAUGUUAUUCUAACCUGGGGUUUAAGCUGACAGUCAAAUCACCCUUUUCCCACAAAUUGCCUUUUUCCAGCACUUCCAGCUCACUGAGUCUGGUUGUGGCAAGUGAGCUGGUUUGUGAGCUUGGGACAUGGAGGUUGACAAGCACCAGAUCCCAAUGGAACGGUGCCUCUCAGACGCUGUGGACACCAGCCUGAGACAGAUGGUGUGGCAAAGCCACACCCUUGCUUGGCCUUAGCUAGUGGAGGAUAAAUGCGGAAUCUCCAAUUGCUAGCAAAUAUUAGCACUCCAGCCUUCACUCAAGAAUGUUGUUAUGAGCCAGUAAAUCUCUGAUGUGCUGGCUUCUCAAAUACUGGUGGUACUUUUGUUAUCCUCAACCAAAAGGGAUAUGCAGAAACUAAGAAAUAUAUAAACAUGGGCCUCAAGAGGAGCUGGAAUUGUUUGGGAGGUAUAAAAGAUAAAUAGAUUUUGAUUCUUGGUCUGGCAGAGGUAUACCAUGGUUAUAAAAAAUGUCAUGUCAUUAAAUCAGGAAAGAUGUAAGGUCAAUAAGCAGCAAUCACUAUUUCUCACAAUAAAAACACUAAGGCAGGUGAAGCAGAAUAUUAUUUGGCACAAAGCACAGUGAAUGAAGGGUGGAACUCAUUGCUGGAGCAUGUUAAUACCAAGCAUUAGAUGGACGCAAAAGAUGAAUGGACAAAUUUGUGGAAGAAAAAUCUGUAUAUGCCUCCUCAACACAAAGAUACCUCUUCCAGUUUUUCUGGGUCAUGGAUGUCUGGGGGCAUAGGGUAUAUAACGGAAUUCCUACAACACUCCUUUUUACUAUCAUAUUCUUGGGGCUGACACAUUUUACAUCUCUCCAAAGCCCAAAUACUCCAUCGAGCAUCGUUGAUAUACCAUUCUUUGCUCUUUCUGGUGAAGGAUUCUGUGUGGAGCCAGAGGGCUUCCCAUGUCAGAGGAAACGACUUGCUUCCUCUUCCCAAUUCCUUGUGUAACACAAGGCAACCCUGGAACUCAGAGCUGCAGCAUGUCAUCUGUGCCUCAAAUAGCAGUAAUGGCACAAAAUGGGAGACUGUCUUGGUGGUCUAUUAUGCUCUGGAUGUGGAAGCUCUCUAUGGAAGCAUCAUUGCCUCAAACCUAUGAUUCAGAGAACCUGGUGCACAGAGAGGACUGCUUUCCUUCUUUCCUUCCUCUGCUAUGGAUUGGUUUCUGACAGUGAGAUUGUUGCCCCUCUGCAUUGGAGGUUGGCUCAGCAUGAGCUAGUUGCUUCAAUAUCUAACCAUGAGUCCAAAUGGACCCGUGAGAGCUCAAGGGUGAAAAUGCAGGAGCGGAACCUGGGACAAGCUUCUAAAAUGGGCAAAGAGUUCUUGAUGCAAUGGAGUGAUUCAGGGCAGGGCUGAGUGCAUGCAGUGAAAUGCCAGAGGCACCCCAGGGCAGGCAUUGAGUGUUGGGGGGUCCAGAACCAGAUACAGACAAGUAUUAAGUUCAAGGUUCAGUUAUGAGUGCUGGCCCAGUUCUGAAGCUGAAUUUGUCCUUUAUGUCCUGAGGACAACAUAGAACCCAACCAAAAAUGCUUCCGUUGCUUAAGCAACCUUGAUGGCAUGAGUGAAAAGCUAUUUGACACAGGCAGUGAUUCGUUUCCCUACGCAGAGCAGCCCUGGAAUGUGGGAGAAGGGUCUGUCUGGAGCAGAAGGGGUCCCUGGCUGUGUAGUCCUGGUCCCCUGCAGUCCCUGUAAGCUGUAGGAGACCAGGGACACUGUACAGUGUCUGUUCCCACCAUACCUGAGCACCCCACAGUCUGUAAAGCACAUGUCCUAGAGGCAAGCCAAAGCUUUCCACAGGACAGGUACUGAGAAAUAAAGACUGCCAGCUACAAAGAAGUCGAGGUACAAUUCCUGUUUGAACAGCUGAAUUCAAAUUGCAGGAGUUCCCAAAAUACUGCAGUGUUUCUGGAGUAAGAACUUGCUCCAGGACACACAGUCAGCUUGUGGAUAGGUCCUUCAGGCCAGUAGAAGCACUGACCAUCUUGCCUUCAAGCUCCAGAGUUUUCUUCCAAGCUGUUCAACAGUGGAAGGAAGUGAGACACCACAGCUCACCCCACCCAGCUCAGCCAUGUGCAGAGUGGACAGACAAGUCUGGUCACCCCUGGACCAUCAAACAGUGAGAAUAUCUGGGCAGCAAAAAACCUGGCUUGAUCAGGGGUGGAAGGACAGGCUUCCUGGAGGGUGAGGGAGUUGGAGAGACUAAACAUGACCUUGGGCUCUCAGACAACUGCAGUUUGUGGGUGUCCCUCCUGCAAGGAGAUCAAUCCCUGGUGCACACAUCUCCAGUGUGCCAGGCUGUGGUCCUUCUCCUAGAUCAUCCAGAUUCUCCUGUUGAUGUCCUGGCUUCACUUCUCUCCUCUUCAUAAUGGCCCUCCUCAACAAAGACCACACAUCACAGCACAUCCCUUGCCAUCCUGAUGCAGCUGGAGGGGGAGAAAUCAGGGACUGGGGGAUUGUGUCUGUUCCUUCACUCAUGGAUCCAAGCACAGACCCCUGAACUGGGGGGGGGGGCAUUCUGCUGGAUGCCUUCCUUCAGUGACUUCUCUAUCCACUUUUCAGCCUGCGACUCUUGCACCCUUUUUUAUUACUUGUCCUUCAUCAUCAACUGUCCGUUCUUUUCAUUGUUUCUUUGCCCUCUGUUCCAUCCCAAGUAUAGGAGGACUGGAUGUUUUUUUUAGGUUUGGGCCGUUACCAAGGAGUCCCUUCCUUAGACCUGGCUCAGCAUGUCUCUGCAGGGAACCUGGUUUUAGCUACAUUUCUUCCCAUGAAAAAAUCCUCCCUCUGCCUAUCCGUCUUCCUCCCUUUCCUCCCUGGAAACAUCAGCCACCUUGCAUCCCAGAUCUUCCUGGAUAAAGAAGUAGAAAGUUGUAUGAAAUUAGGGCAGGUGUGUCAGGAUCCAUGAUCAAUGUUCCCAUGGAAUAGGUCAGGGAAAAGGAUCCAACCCUGCCUCUUAUGCACAGGUAAAUGAGCACACCCAUCAGUCCAAGGACAUGGUUUCUAUUUCCAGGUCUGCUUUGGAAAAGCUUUUUCAGCCUUAUGUCACUCCUUGUCAUGCUGUCUGUUCUGGAUGGGCUAUGAAGUCAGUCUACCCAGGGUGUGCUUUGAGGCCCUAUUUAAGUUUUGGAGGAGUGUUCAAGUAGUUGAAGUCAGAGCCAAGCAGUAGCAGUUCCUGCUGGAGAAAUUAGCCUGAUGUUUCAAAUCACUGUCCCAAGUAAAGCUGUGAUCCCCACUCACUUAGCCAAGCUAUGGUUUGAGAGGUGGUGGGGUACAGGACACAGGUGAGUUGCAGCUAGGAGCUCAGAGACUUAAUUCAGAGGGUGAGCUAGGCACAAAUAGUCAAACUGCCUUCUGCAGCUCCAGAUGCCACAUAUGAAUGGGCUUCUGAGAAACUGAAGAACCAACAUAGCUGUACAUGUUUCCAUUUUAAAAGAGUCCCUGCAGAGAAUAUCUUUUCCUAGCUCAGAGGCUAAGGCCCAAGUCAACAAUGUAAGGGAGAAACCACAAGGUCCUCGAGGGAAGGAAACCUAUGCUGGGGCCUGAAAGGUGAGGUGGGGAGGUGGCAGUAAUGUAGCAGGAAAGAGGGUGGUUGAGCACUGUGGCAACAAAGCCUCUUGCCUGCUAGGGUGUUGGAUUGCUGUGGUUUGCUCAUAAGGCUCCUCCAAUGUGCAAGGUGUGAAGCUGUCAGCUUUCGCUGGAAGAUUUGUGGAGGAGCUGCCUAUGUCGUAGGAAAGGUUUGUAGGGAGAGGAGAUUUUGCUGGGCACUGACCUCCUUGUCAUGGCUUUGGAAGGAGCUGGCAGUAUAGGAUCAGGAAAUUAUGUGUAUCCUUCAACUGCCCAAAGACAAGCGUGUCUAGCCAGUGCUACAUCUUGUCAUCCUCCUAACACUAAUCCAAGGAUACAGUAGCUGGGCUCCAGGGGUGUCCCCAACCCUGGUUUCCUAAUCUUUGUCAUCCUGUAUGUUGGCUGUGGCCCUAUGGACAAUGUAACACUUUUCAUGACAGUAUUUGUAUUUUUUUAAUUGUGAAUGGGGAGAUAGUGUUCAGGUCCUUGUUACACAGGGAUGUGUCUUCCAUUCAGACCAGGGCUUCCCCUGGCUUCGUCAGAUGUCUGUCAAUGUUACUGAGAAAAAUAAAGAAAGAAAUAGAUCAGAUGUAUUUAUAAAGGAAACAGAAACCUGCUGCUCCAAUGCCUUUGUAGGAGUAUUUUUAACAAAACAUUUUUUCAAAAUAAAUGUGAAUUGUAAAGUUUGAA
Molecule: messenger RNA, 14048 nt
Organism: Tyto alba (common barn owl)
Lineage: Eukaryota; Metazoa; Chordata; Aves; Strigiformes; Tytonidae
Gene: EPHB2
Product: EPH receptor B2
Exons: 16
Coding region: 112-3147 (1011 amino acids)
Biological process (GO): angiogenesis; protein phosphorylation; axon guidance
Cellular component (GO): neuron projection; plasma membrane
Molecular function (GO): ATP binding; transmembrane-ephrin receptor activity; protein binding
Source: RefSeq, a predicted model, not a curated record